ACGUCGCAUUAACGCAAGUGGUCAGAGAAGUCCACGUAUCACCACGCGUGACGUCACCGAUCAUGCGAUCUUACAUCAUCCGUCUCUACCCCAAGGCGGCGACAUCAUGGAUCCUUUCCACCAGUAGCGACUCGAGCGCCUAGUUCGCCGUGAGAAUCGGAACUUUUGCCGGGCGGUCGUCUCAUGACUGAGCUGUCUCGACCUGUGCUCGUAAUCCGUCCUUUAAUGAAUCACCAUAACGCCUCGCCGGGUGAAAGGAUAAUCCUGAAAAGUGGCAGUUAUAGUUCUUUAGAGACUGCAUGGGCACGAAAUAAUCGUCGUAAGAAAAUGUCAAGAAAGCGUACGAGAGGCGAAACUAUGCUGAAUUCUACUUCAUGUCCCACUGAACAAAAUGGGGAUUAUACAAACAGUUUGAAAGAAGACUCUCCUGAAUUACCAUCUAUUUGCAAAGAGGCCCCAUUUAGCGAUGACCCAGAGGCACAAAUUUCACGCGAAGAGUGCGACUAUAACACAAAGAUCACAUUGGCAAUGGCUAAGAGUGGCAAAGCUCCCAGAAGAGUGAGAGUCUACGCAGAUGGUAUUUACGAUCUGUUUCAUCAAGGGCAUGCUCGACAGCUUUUACAAGCCAAAAAUAUAUUUCCUAAUGUAUACCUCAUAGUAGGAGUAUGUAACGAUGAGUUGACCCAUAGUAAAAAAGGAAGAACUGUGAUGACGGAUGCUGAAAGAUACGAUGCAGUCAGACAUUGCCGUUAUGUGGAUGAGAUAGUAAGAGAUGCACCCUGGGAACUAGAUGAUGAUUUUAUUGCGAGUCAUAAGAUCGACUUUGUUGCCCAUGAUGAUAUUCCCUACAUGACUGACAGUGGUUCGGAUGUCUAUGCCGCAUUGAAGGAGAAAGGGAUGUUCGUUGCUACACAGAGGACAGAAGGUGUGUCGACUUCGGACAUUGUUGCAAGAAUAGUAAAAGAUUACGAUAUUUAUGUCAGAAGAAAUCUAGCACGAGGAUAUAGUGCGAGAGAAUUGAACGUUUCUUUUCUCAAUGAGAAAAAGUUCCGUCUUCAAAACAAAUUCGACGAUUGGAAGGAUAAAGGAAAGCGAGUCGUGGAAAACAUAGGGGAGAAACGCGUAGACAUGUUCAGCAAAUGGGAGGAAAAAUCUCGAGAUUUCAUCGAUGCCUUCCUUCUGCUAUUCGGAAGGGAAGGCCGAUUGUCUGCAAUUUGGAACGAGGGUAAGGGUCGAUUGAUGCAGGCCCUUUCACCUCCAGCUAGUCCGAAAAGAGAUGGUAGUCCGAAUAGCAGUAACGGCAGCCAUAACGAUGAAGAUCAAACAAGCCCACCGCCAAAGAAGACCGGUCGGUAUGAAUUUCCAGAGAGCAAUCACUACCUCAGCGAUGACUACAGCGACGACGAAGAAGUAGCUCAGCGUUCCAAGUAAAUCGAUCACGGUUUGAAAACGAACUGUCUUUCCGCUCGGACCAAAAGCAAAACUAGCGCCGUUGCAUCUUUCGAAGACUGUCGAAUUAAGCGUUUCUAGGUCCGUCUACGAGCUUCAUAUUACGUAUCUCAAGCUCGAAGAUAGUUUUCCUCAAGUCGUACAGGGUCGAGCGCAUUAAUGGAAGUUAGAAUGGGAAGUCGGUAACUAUUUGCGGACGAAUAUUCGUUCUGUGCUCGGGAACGUUGCAAUGGAGCCCGAACGCAUUUUGCCCGUGCGAGAACGAUUUAGAAGAUUCCUCCGCACUUCGAAAGUUUUCCAUAAACUUGGACAGUCGAUUUGAGCAAGUACGUCGUGCAAACCUAAUUAUUAGCUGAUAUUGUAUAUAUCGUGCCAAUUGACGGCAGAUUCUAUAUCCUUCAGAUCUGACAUACAUUCGUUGAUUAGCCUUGAUUGUAUCCAAUCUCCUUUUAAUGAUUUCAUCGUGAUAUGUAGAAUCGAGUUUUUUCUUUUUUAACUUGAUCGCUGUUUUCUAUGAACAUUUUUUUUUUAACAGAGAGAUCUCUAGAUUAGAUGAAUGACCUACGGUUGACCUAAAGCAUUGUGUAUUCGGUCCAAUUAUAUUACCGUCGAGUUAUCGUAAUGUUAACGUAGGAAGAUGCGAGACCUUAUGGAACUCCUAGGGAUGCAAAAAUAAAAUGAUGAGACGGUACGCUGAGAUGUCGGUACGUUGUUACAAUAUAAGGCAUUGGUGCUAAAGUAUCGAUUUGUAGAGAUAUUAAUACGUGAAACGUCAAGUAUCGGUAUUUUCGACGUAUCGAUCAUUUAUUCCCGGUCCAAUGUUUUAUUUCCAUGCCGUUGAAAGAUUUAUGUUCUGCGGAACAUGAUAUUUUUUAAUAGCUAGAGAUUAGGAGAACGAAUAGAAACCAAGGAUUUUCGAUUCGGGGGGGGUGAGGAUGUAGGGAAGAUAUUGUGAUUCGCAAACUUUUGCAACGGAUAUAAACUAUUUGCUAAACAUUGGGAGUUGUAUCAGCAUCUGGAGACUGCUAUUUGGGCCUGCGUUAAUUCCGUUAAGAUUGGAAUCAAAUACUUUUAAUUACGUUCGUUGUUUGGCAUUUGAGUAUUUGAUUCUUAACGUCACAACAUAUGUACGAGUAAAAUGUUAAAAUCGAGUGUUAAAGACUCGUGUAAUGUUAGUUAUGAGACGUGUGUAUCCACGGAGUGUGUACGUCCCUCGGGAGGAUUCGGUUAUUGUUUAACUAUCGUGACAAUACUUUCACGAUUCAUUUUAACGAUUAAUGCAGAAACGAUAAAACCUUGGACGCAAGUUCCGUUGGAUUUCGGAAAAUAUAAAAGUUCAUUUGCCAAGAUAACUCUAAACAAUUCGAGAGCGUGAUGCGUGUAGCUGAUUAUUCACUAAUACGAUUGCACCGCGAAAGAACGAUUUAUGAUACUAUUAGUCAACGGAACUAACAAUCGCGACCACCGAAUAUAAUUUAUAACGUUUCAACAUUUUUUACUUUCAUACUUUUCAAGAAAAGGAGAAACACAUUUCACGCGAACAGUUUCAUUUCCUUAAGUACCGCAUUUGUUACACAUUUAUGAUAUACUCAGACAAAAGUAUUGUAAUAUCGGUUAAUUCGUAAUCGCUCUUUUUGCAUCCCUAACUAUAAAUCUACUUAUAAACGAAUGCUAUUUCUUCGGUACGACAGAAAUUCAAAUGUUAAUUAGAUGGCAGUCGCGUUUUAGAAAAGAAUCGUCAUUUUCAGUCAUCGGUACGUCAUACAUCAAAUGCCGUCAAAUUCAUUGAAAAAGAAAAAAGGAAAAAAAAAGAACAUCAAGGAAGGGCGAGUAUGUACGACUAACGGUAUUUUUUUUUUUUGUUGUAACUGUGAUGAAAGGAAUAAGUAACUCUGACAUGUCAGAGGUGCUCAGAACUUGUUAAGGAGGUACAAUAGUUAGUACGUAAAAAUAGAUUCCUAGCACAGACUCGUUAUGCGUUGUGGUUUAUAAGCACUUGUUGCUGAAAUUUAGAAAAACACAUGUUUAAAAUUCAUUCAAUUACGUUCCAUUCGGGUAAAUAUUUAAAGAGUAAUUGCUCAAUCUGGCUGGUAUGUUGCAUUGAUGAUUUUCCUGAAUACCCCUGUAAUUAGAUUUGGGGUGAAAAAAAAAAGUGUCAAAGGCAUAUUUGCCCUGUAAAUUGUCUUUUUAUAAAUUUCAGUAAAGUGCCUUCUCCUAACAAUGAUUGUAGUCAUAGCCGACUAAAUUGUUACACGAGCUGAAGAAACAGAAAGAGAGGGAAAGUAACGAUAAAUACGAUUGGAAUACCACGAGCGAAGAUGCACGAUUUCAUAGCGAGAGCGAUAUAUUUAUAAUCAUCGAUCGUAAUUCUUUGUUUGCGCAUCGUCAUCGUACAUAAUGGCUUUCGCAUUACAUUUUAUAUAAACGUCGCGCUUAUGAAUUGUAAUUAUAUUAAUGUGUGUCGCACAUCUGAUAAGGCGCGCAAGAGUUAUACUAAGAGAAUUUGGAAUUUGUUUGUCAGUAAAAAGGUCUACUGAAUAAUGUCGAAGAGAACACUAGUUGACCGGUAGUUGAUGAUUUCUUGUAACAGGUAAUUCUUUGACUCGGUAAAAAAAAAUUAUCUACGCUAUAUUCAAAGGAAUAAUUCAUUGAUUAACUAAUGAGCGAACGGACGGUUCCAUUAGUGAGUGCUUGGCUUAAGAUCGUCUCAUUAAAAACUAAUGGAAGAUAAGUGAAACCUUUCGAAAGACACAAGGAACAUUGGUUCCACUAGUUUUGUCGAUAUUACAUUCAGUAACAGAUCCACUGAAAUGUUUCCCCUAGCUCGAACGGUUUAACUUAUCUCUUAUCAAUUUUUAUGUAAAAUAUUGACGUCUCAGGGCGGUCAAUUGCAAAGACGGCGUAAGAAAUGAUAAAGAUGCCCUUGUUCCUUCUCACGUACCAGCGGUGCCUAAUUCCAUUAUAAGUUUCAGGGCGGACAAACGUCGCGCAUGUAGAUAAUAUUUUUUUAGAUGAUCGCCUACGAUCCGAGAAACGCACCAAAGGGGGGGGGGGGGGGGGAAGAACAAAUCAAAACAAAACACGCCGCCAAAAGGUGUUUUAAAUUUCUUUUUUUUUUUCUCCAAACAGAUCUGCCAAGAAAAAACUAGCAUUGUCGAAUAAAUCCAAAAAAUCAUGCAGCGUAAUUCUCGAAGGUAUAAUAUCAAAUUACUGUUAAACUUGAUCGUAAAUAUCUGUUUAUCGCUAAGUGAGAAGAAAGUAUAUAAAGAUCUUUUUCAUGUAUGUUUCGUAUAAAAUGGCUUCAAACUAAUGUCCAUACUUCAUUGUGUCCAUUAACGCGAUAAUGAUACGAUUUGUAUAGUUUACUCGGAUGCGUAGGGAUCGCUCGCAAAUGCGUAAUGUCUCCUCCGCUAAACAGUCCUCGUUAGAUUUACCCGCUGUAGAAAAAUACCUUAUGUCUCUACGUAUUACGUUGUACAUACUAGUAUUUUAUUUAUUGACACACAUCCAACGCCACCGCACGCUGUUGUUAUUAAUUCCGAAUAUGUCGAAAUGUCGAGAGAGAGAGAGAGAGAGAGAUGUCGAUACUGUUAUCAGGAGAUUUAUGUCGCGUUGUAGUGAGCUUUCCGCUUUCGCGUUUGUCGGCGAGACGCGCCACUUUUAACGGGGGACAAUAAACAACGUAUUUUAAGCGGCACGCAGUGGUUUUUCGUCGAAUGCGUCGUUUAUAAGUACAAAAGUACAUUCAACCGUUUUAAUGAAUCUCGAAUAAAAGUGAUUUGCUGCUACGACAACGGGGGACUUGCUCGCAA
Molecule: messenger RNA, 5261 nt
Organism: Orussus abietinus
Lineage: Eukaryota; Metazoa; Arthropoda; Insecta; Hymenoptera; Orussidae
Product: choline-phosphate cytidylyltransferase A
Exons: 9
Coding region: 184-1431 (415 amino acids)
Biological process (GO): CDP-choline pathway
Molecular function (GO): phosphatidylcholine binding; choline-phosphate cytidylyltransferase activity
Source: RefSeq, a predicted model, not a curated record